AUGGCGGCAAUUCAUUUAAGUCAAGCACAGGUGGAAGCCUCUGCUCUCCCACACGAUCGCCAACUCAACGACCCUCAGCGGACAGAGGACGCUACCGAAGAUCGUGCCGAAAAGAUCAGGUCUAUUGUACCCUAUCUGUUAGAAAAGUGUCCAGAGUUCCGAGAACUCAGUGAUUUGAGACAGCAGGGAUGGGAAGCCCUGGAGGGCAAAGAAGACUUUGCGAACCUUUGUGAAAAUGCGGACCAGUCCGACGAAAAGACAGCGACCUACUUUUAUAACUUAAUGCUCACAAUCGGACACGAAAUUGACGCGGCCACACGUGCCUUCAAAAUCCAACAGGUGGAUUCAACCCCGCCUACCAUUCUUGACAUGUGCAUGGCCCCCGGUGCAUUCCUCGAGAUAGCAUUGAAAAAGAAUCCAGGCUCACAUGCCCUGGCUUUCAGCCGGCCUGUCUCCCGUGGAGGACAUAGAAGCCAUCUGGCAAGCGGCUUGAAUGCCAGACGAGUAUUCCUCGAUGUGACUAUGCUUGCUGCCGACAUGGAUCUGGACCAGAUACCCGAGGGCCAUGAAGAUGCUGAGAACUUUCUGCCCCGACAACUUGCAGAAGGUCGGCUUUUUGAUUUGGUGAUCUGUGACGGCCGGGUAUUGAGGCAACAUCCACGCGCUCCUUAUCGAGAGAGCCGGGAAGCGACAAGGCUGGCCACUGUGCAGCUUGCUCUGGGUCUCCAGCACCUAAGAUCUGGUGGCACUAUGGUCGUUCUUCUUCACGGGCUUGAAUCGUGGAACACGGUUAAUCUCAUUUGGAAGUUUCACAAGAUCUCCUCGGUUCAACUUUUCAAGCCGAAGAAAUGCCAUGCCAAGCGCUCGUCCUUUUACAUGGUUGCUACCAAUCUUGAUAGUCAAAACCCAGAGGCUGUCGAAGCGGUCAAGCGGUGGAAGAGAAUCUGGCAGAUUGCCACGUUUGGCUCUGAUGAAGAGCAGGGCAAGGUGAGAUUGGAUGAAGACACCUCCGUAGAAACAUUGGUCGAGGACUUCGGGUCCGAAAUCGUGAAAUUGGGCACGGCAAUAUGGAAGAUACAGGCGGAUGCCCUGGCUAAAGCGCCAUUCAUGAAGAAGCCAGAGUGA
Molecule: messenger RNA, 1125 nt
Organism: Penicillium digitatum Pd1
Lineage: Eukaryota; Fungi; Ascomycota; Eurotiomycetes; Eurotiales; Aspergillaceae
Product: Ribosomal RNA methyltransferase RrmJ/FtsJ
Biological process (GO): methylation
Molecular function (GO): methyltransferase activity
Source: RefSeq, a predicted model, not a curated record